Molecule: messenger RNA, 1638 nt
Organism: Rhinocladiella mackenziei CBS 650.93
Lineage: Eukaryota; Fungi; Ascomycota; Eurotiomycetes; Chaetothyriales; Herpotrichiellaceae
Exons: 3
Coding region: 1-1638 (545 amino acids)
Source: RefSeq, a predicted model, not a curated record
AUGUACAUAACUGCUGCUGUAGUCAUAUUGAGCUGUGCGCUAUAUGCGGCUGCAGAACAAGGUGCCGUGACUACAAGCAUCGGUGCGAUAACUGUUUCCCCGACGCCCUCUUUACCGACUGGAACUGUCCCUACUGUUGAUCCUGCUUUUGCAGGGUUUGCUUUCGAGGCCAGAUCGUUCUGGUACUAUGCCGGACCGGAUGGCAAACCUAACAAAUUCUCUCAGAACCUAGUACAGGCGAUCACGAACAAGACAAAGACCACUCCUAUCAUUCGGGUUGGCGGAACUUCAUUAGAUAACUCAUUCGGGUACGAUCCAAAUCAAGAGGAGCCAAUCAUCCCACCCAAUUCUACUUCGGGAAUUCCGAGGGACCUGACCUUCGGACCAUCUUACUUGAGUGCUUUCGCCAAUUUCCCAGAAGCAAGAUAUAUCCUUGACGUCCCUUUCGCCAAAGAGAAUCAUAGCAAUUCGUUACUCUUUAUCGAAGAGGCCUCUCGCAUCAUUGGGUCAGAAAAGAUCUUCGCAAUUGAACUGGGCAAUGAAGUCAACCUGUACCCGGGGGGCAACAGACCAGGAGACUGGAACAUUUCAGACUAUGUCUCACAGUGGACAAAGUGGACGAGUGAUAUCGACAAGAGCCUCAAUAUGACCGACAAGACUAAAAUCUGGCAAGCAGCCGCCAUUUCUGCAAUGACUACGAACUCGCUUCUUCCAAACUUCAAGCCAAACAACCCAUGGGAGAUUCCGAGUAUCUUCGACCAAGCCGGACUCGUCAAGGAAGCUCCCCGUAUCAAGUCAGCUUCUAUCCAUUACUAUCAAACUAAAGUUGACGAAAAUACCACCUUGCAAUCGGACAUUAUGAACCACACCGCCAUAACGGUAGGCUCGAAGAAAAUCAGCGAGGCUGCAAGCUACCUGAAUAAUCUCAACGACCGUAUUCCUCUCGCCCUCGCCGAGGUUGGAAGCUCUCUCGGCAAUGGUUCCAGCAAUGCAAACCUCCAGGCGGUAUUGGGCUCGGCACUGUGGCAGGCCGAUUUCAUGCUGCAGCAAAUGUCCAUUGGCGUCAACAAAAUCAAUUCCCAGUCUGGUGUGGUAUUUGACUUUUCGUUGUGGAGUGUUAAUUUCUCAACGCCAUCGCAACCUAGAAAUGAUUCAGUCCUCGCGCCAUUCUACGGACAGAUCUUUGCCGCUGAAUUCAUUGGCUCGCGUGGAUCCGUUCAGGUGAAGGAGCUGGAACUUAAGGGUGUCGAAUCCGAUGUCCUCUCCGCGUAUGGCUCGUACGAAAGUGGCAAGCUGGCCAAAGUUGCCGUUGUGAAUAUGCAGUUCUGGAGUGGAAAAUCUGAUUGUUCAUCGUCGCAAUCAUCGUCCUCGCGGCCUGUACAGAAUGUCGUGAUUUCUGUGCCAGCGAACGUGAAAUCGGCGCAAUUCAAAACCCUCACGAGUCCAUGCGGCGCAGAUGCAUAUGCAAAUGAAGGUAUCACCUGGGGAGGCAUGAGUUGGAACACUGAUGAAAAUGACGGGGUCGGGAAACAGGUCAUGAGCGACCAUGAGAGUGUGCGGAGCGUCCUGGCUACCAAUAGAACGAUUCGUGUUCCAGUGGCGGCGAGCGAAGCAGUUAUGAUUUACUUGGAGGAAUAG